Molecule: messenger RNA, 2863 nt
Organism: Blastocystis hominis
Lineage: Eukaryota; Bigyra; Opalinata; Blastocystidae
Exons: 10
Coding region: 1-1632 (543 amino acids)
Biological process (GO): protein folding
Cellular component (GO): chaperonin-containing T-complex
Molecular function (GO): ATP binding; ATP-dependent protein folding chaperone; ATP hydrolysis activity
Source: RefSeq, a predicted model, not a curated record
AUGUCGAGUCUUAACCUGCUAAAUCCAAAGGCAGAGUACAUAAAAAAGCAGCAGGCAAUGGCCGUUCAGAUCACUGCUGCUUCUGGAAUGCAGGAAGUUCUCAAAACAAACUUGGGACCGAAAGGUACCAUGAAAAUGCUCGUGGGGAGUUCUGGGCAAAUCAAGUUGACAAAAGACGGAAACGUGUUGCUCCAUGAAAUGCAAAUUCAGCAUCCUACCGCUUCGCUGAUUGCUAGAACGGCGACUGCUCAGGACGAUAUUACUGGAGACGGCACAACAUCGACGGUUCUGUUCAUUGGUGAACUCAUGAAGGUGGCAGCUCGCUAUGUGAACGAAGGCGUGCAUCCGCGUCUGUUGACCGAUGGAUUUGAAAUUGCCAAGACGGAAUGUCUCCGAUUCCUCGACACGUUCGCUGAGCCUAUCGAAGACAUCGAGAACGACCACGAGCUUCUCUACAGCGUGGCCCGCACCUCCCUGCGCACCAAGCUCGAAGAAACCCUUGCGGACCACCUCACCGAAAUGGUCACCGACGCGGUGCUCACCGUGAAGCGUCCUGGCAAACCGCUGGACAUCCUGAUGAUCGAGCAAAUGGAGAUGAUCACGAAGGACGCUCUGGACAGUCGCCUGGUGAAAGGCCUGGUGCUGGACCACGGCGCCCGGCACCCGGACAUGCCGAAAUCGUUGAAGAACUGCUACGUCCUGAUCCUGAACGUGUCUCUGGAGUACGAGAAAAGCGAGACGAACGCGUCGUUCGUGUACAGCACCGCGCAGGAGCGCGACGAGCUCGUGGCCGCCGAGCGCAAGUUCACCGACGACAAGGUGCGCAAGAUCAUCGACUUCAAGAACACGCUCUGCCCGCCGGACGGCGACCGCAGCUUCGUCGUGAUCAACCAGAAAGGCAUCGAUCCGCUCUCCCUCGACAUGCUCGCCAAGGCCAACAUCCUCGCGCUGCGACGCGCCAAGCGACGCAACAUGGAGCGUCUCUCCCUCGCCUGCGGCGGCAUCCCCAUGAACAGCGUCGACGACCUCUCCCCCGCGGUUCUGGGCUUCGCGGGGCACGUGUACGAGCAGACGGUCGGCGAGGACAAGUUCUGCUUCGUCGAGGACGUCCGCAACCCCUUCUCCUGCACGCUGCUGCUCCAGGGACCCAACCAGCAGGUCGUGGCGCAGCUGAAGGACGCGGCGCGCGACGGAAUCCGCGCGGUGAAGAACGCGCUGGAGGACGGCCGGCUGGUGCCCGGAGCGGGCGCGUUCGAGCUGGCGGCGUACGAGGAUUUGAUGAAGAUGGCGGGAACGGUGGAGGGAAAGGCGAAGCUGGGCGUGCGCGCGUUCGCAGAGGCGCUGCUGGUGAUCCCGAAGACGUUGGCAGAGAAUAGCGGAUUUGAUGUGAUGGAUACGAUUCUGGAGGUGCAGGAGGAGAUUCAGAAAUCGGGAAUGAAGGGAGGGAUUGAUGUGGUGACGGGAAAGGUGAUGCUGCCGUCUAUGGAGGGCGUGUGGGAUAAUUACCGCGUGAAACGACAGUUUAUCCAGCUGAGCACGGUAAUCGCCAGCCAGCUGCUAUUGGUGGACGAGGUGAUGAGUGCAGGUCGGAACAUGGGUGCUCAGUCACAAGCGCCAGCGGAAGAGGAUUAAGUGUUUGGGUUGAGUUUUUUUUGUUGCAAACGGACUGGAAAGCGAGACAAACUCGGCUUUCCAAAAAAUUCUUUUAUGAACGGUAUUGAUGGAAAUCCUGCUGGGAAUGCCAUCCCGGCACAGAUACCAAUCUAUAGAGACAUUUAUGACUACUUCAUGUUUAUUCGUUCCCAAUUGGAUUAUCGAAAGGGAACCUAUGUUUUCAAUUUGCGGAAGAAACUGUACUGCGAGCAGAUCAACAAUAUUCUAGCCUGCGCAAGCCAACUGAGUUUUCUUGAUAACUCUACUUUUGUUAAUUCCCAUGAGCAGAAGCUGGAAGGGAACUACAUGGAUCUCGAAUGUGAAUUUAUUCGAACGAUUCAUUACAACCUGCAAGUCUGUGUUGUCACCGUAAGCGUUCUAUUUUGUGCUCUCAUCUCUAGUACUGGUAUAAAUUGUCCACUACGGACCCUUCUUUAACAAACCUGAUUCAAACUUUUCUAACUCUCCUUCAUAAAGAUAUCGGCCUGUAUUCUAUGCAAUAUGUUCUUCAGAUUUACCGAAAAUAUAUUCCGGACAAAACCAGUUCUACGGAAGUACAACACUCCAUUCUCGCCUAUUUGAUGGUUUGCGAGCUGGACGGUGAGCUUAAAAAGACGAUAUUCUACAAACUUUUCCCCUCUCUUCUUCACCCCGCCAGCGGCGUGAACCUCGGCACCAUCGGUGCUUCCAUUCGUUGCCAUCUCGCUCAGAUCGAGGAUUCUCCCGGUUUCCGCUUUGUAGUCCCCUAUCUUGUGUGCUGCCCGUGCAUUCUGUGAUUUCUAGCGCUUCGGUACUUCCUAUCUUUUCGACAUUACCAACGACAAGUCGCUCGAUGUUGUCUCCACCUAUCUAGACAAGGUUCUUCGUGCGGCACUCGCUCUUCCCCUUAUUUUGUAGUCAUUUUGCAGCAGAUUCGAUGCGUGAUUCCGAAGCAAGAAGAGGAUUAUUUGGCCAACUUUCAGCUCGCCGUCAUGACGCUUAUGAGGGAAUGGGACUCGGAUAAAUCGCUUAAGAAGCUCCUGGAGCAGUUCUUUACAAACCGGGAUUAUCUGUGGGUUACGCGAACGUUGCCAAGGGAGCAGGUGAAGCAGAUCAUGGCGGGGAUGGUGCAAAUAGUGGAAUAUGUGGGGAGUUUCCCGUAUUAUAAGGAGUUGCAGAUGGAAUUGGCUAACAACUUGUCGAGUCUUAUGAGUCUUUAUCAAUCUUGAAU